Messenger RNA from Symbiodinium sp. CCMP2592, 1827 nucleotides. Lineage: Eukaryota; Dinophyceae; Suessiales; Symbiodiniaceae. The record is from the annotation of a GenBank genome assembly.
AUGCCCCAGCGGAUCAGCAAGCAUGAAUUUGCCGACAUGAUAUGUAAAUAUGGCGAUUGCGUGUCGGAGUCGUACAAAACAGUUCCGCACUCCUUGAGGGGCAUGGCCCUGGGACAGCUGGAACAUCUCGAAGCUUUGUUUGUACAGUCGGGUUGGCUGGCCACGCAGUGCGACACCUUCAACGAGGAGAACGCACAAGGCAUCCAAGAGAACAGGAUUUACCGGCAAGCCUGCAACCUGUAUGCGUUGAACACUUUUGUGGUCACGCCAAUGUCCAAGCCAGGGACCUGUGCAGCCCGUGAGCAGGAUCCCAACCAGACAGUGCCGCAGGCCCAUAAGGAGACUUCUUUUUCAGAGUUGGUGAACACGAAUGGCCUCUUCAUCCAUUGCUUCAUGUCACAUUACUGGGGCCAUCUCUUCAGCAAGUCUCUUGCAGCCUUGAAGCUGUGGGCAGAGCUGAAUUUCCGGAAUCUGCGUACUUCAUGCCCGGAGUCUCUGGUGUUUUGGAUCUGCCUUUUCGCUUUGAACCAACAUGACACGGCCGAAGAGGUUGGAGAAAACCCCAUGCAAGGGCCGUUCAAUGCAGCACUGGCACAUGCAGAAGGUGGUGCAGUCAUGGUGCUCGACGAGGAGAUCAACCCCUUCAAACGAAUAUGGUGUCUUUUUGAGAUCUCGCGUCUCAAAGAGCUGAAACGACCGUUCGAGCUGAUUUGCGAGAUGGGCUCUUUGUCUCGGCCGGAGACCCUGGGGCUGUGGAAUAGAGCGGCAAUGGGACAAACACUUCAAGCUGCGAGCGAGGCAUUGGCUCAGAUGUCGGCAAGCAAAGCAGAAGCUUCGAUGGAGCAGGAUAAAUUUCGUAUCUGGCGGCAGAUUGCUGACCCCGAUUUCACCAAGGCCAUCGACGGGCUUGGCUGCAGCCGGUUUUUUCAACGGCAAGAAGAAGCACAUCAUGAACAGGCCGCGAACAGCCACUAUUUCCGACAGUUUGACCUAUAUGUCCGAUCCCUGCUUUCAACUAGUCUGCUGCAGCUCCACUGGCAGCGCAGAAACUACGCAGCAGCUGCACAAUGCCUCGCUCGCGGAGCGCACUUCACCGAGGAGCAGCUGCGGCAAAUUUGGAGGGCAAGCUCAGAUGGCGAGAAUGAGACCAGAUGGUUGCAGAAAUCGCUUCGGAUCUGCGCGGAAGAUGGACGCACGGAUGAAGUUCGGCUUCUGCUAGCAAUUCGUGCGGAUGUGACAGCGGCAACCAGGGACGGGUGGACCGCACUGAUGGCUGCCGCACAGGGUGGCCAUGUGAUUUCAGCACAGCUCUUGUUGGCUGGUGGUGCCGACGUUUCCGCCACAACCAUCUAUGGCUGCACUGCUUUACUGCUUGCUGCGCAAGGAGGCCAUGAGGUCAUGGUAAAGCUACUCUUGGCGCAUGGUUCGCCAAUGUCAGAGACAGCGUGUACUUUCAAAUAUGGCACUGCUCUCAUGAUCGCUUCCCAGUGGGGUCACGAAGCUGCAGCCAAGCUGAUCUUGGAACGCCAAGCUGACAUUGAAGCCACAAGCAGCGGUGGAUGCACGGCGUUGAUGCUUGUUGCUCAAAAUGGCCACAAGGCCAUAGCACAACUGUUGUUAGAGAGCGGUGCAGAUGUGGCUGCGACCACUAGCGAUGGGUGGACAGUAACUGGCAAUGGGCGCACUGCAGCAACACUUGCACAUCAAGAUGGUCAUUUCACCCUGGCAAGGCUGCUGGGACAUUGCAGCAGCAGCCCAGUUCCGAAGAUUCCGAGGAUGGCGAUUUCGACCAUUGCACUCGAGUUGGACAGCAGCCCUGGGCCCUGA